CUGACUAAUAUAAAAAUAUUAUUAUGCACUUCUAACCCUGAGAAACGAGAGAAGACACAUCAUGGCAGCCGGUAGAGUUUUUGACGCUCGUGUGCUUUCAUGUUUGUGGAUUAUUGCGGUUUAUCUCGCAGCAGCAAAUGAGAGGCUUUCUUUGGACACGAAUCUAACACGAAAAGAAAUCAUUACCAUCUUGGGACGUAAAGUUAAUCUUGGUUGCUAUGUGACGAAAAACUACCCCGAGUCUUCGCAGACCCAGGCCUCGUCUCUUGUUAGCUAUGUCUGGCUGAAGGAAAACACUAUUAAAGCUCGGAUCAACAACUCAAGCGCUCGUGGCCAUGUCCUCGUUGUAGAUCCAAAAGACGAUUCAGAUUUUGGCACAUAUUGGUGUAACGUCACAAAUGGUGUCUCUAGAACUCAAUGUAGUAUAAAACUGAAGCAAGGAUGGACAAAGACGGAAAUCGUUCCUCUCACAACUGGGUGUGUGAACAUAUCAUUGCUGAUGCCAGUGUUAGCAGUUGCCGUAUUGUCGUUGCUGUUGGUCAUUCAUCUUCUGAUAAAAAAAAAGAACACUAAAAAGGCCCUACCAGAAACUUCGGAGCAAGAAUACGAACGGCACAAGAAAACGUCUGUUGCUCAUCCUCAUGCCGAACAACGCAUGGAAACCAGACGAUUAUCAAGGGAUCUUCUUUACAACAGUGUCAGAGACGGAUCAAACAACAAAGAGUCAAAACAAGAGGUGGUAUCCGUUGAAAUGCACGUUGGAGGAGAGCUUCACAGCACGCCAAAUGGCAGACUGGGAUCAGUCAGCAACCUCAAACGGGAGCGCCAGAGAGGCUUUUACAACAAAUCCGUUCGAAACGUACCGAUUGUUUCAGGAGAGGGAGAAACAACUCCGAAGGGGAUCGGAUUUUAUAAUGCUAACUUCAAAAACGAGUCUAUGGAUAGCGGUCUGGAAAAUUCCCGCACGGUCUCACCAAACACAAGCUUCGACGAAACCUCCCUGGCUGACGAGAGCACACUAAAAGGAUAUUUCAAUAAAACAUUUAAAAACAACACCAUGGAAGAGGAUGGUGCUGACGAUGUCUUUACCAAAAAAAGCGAAGAGCUGACGGCGGCAGAUAAAUCGAAGAGUGGAAAGGCGAUGGGGUUCUACAACAAGACAUUUCAUUCCGACUCUAUGGACCUCACUGAUGAUGCAAAUGAUGGUACCCUCGUAUCAGUUGCAAGUAGUUCGGCGGUAGGUGAAGCUGGAGAUAAAACAGCGCAACCAAAAGCGUUGACUGACAUAUUCCCAAAGCAGGAAGAGGAAAUGACAGUCGCUGACAAAUCAAAAAGUGGAAAGGCCAUGGGAUUCUUCAAUAAAACCUUUCAUUCCGACUCCAUCGACGUCUCAGAUGGCGAUGAAGAUGGAUUCCCCGCAGCAGAAUCAGGUAAUCCUGCGGACAGCAAGACUAAAGAUGAAAAAGUAGAUACAUCGAUAUCUAAUGAUGUACCAGACAUCUUGACAGUCGCUGAAAAGUCUAAGAGUGGCAAAGCGAUGGGAUUCUUUAACAAAACGUUCCACGAGUCUGUGGAUAUCCCAGACGACGUUGCUGAUGGUGCCGGCGUGUCAGAAUCAGGGAAUUCAGCAAAGAGCGAAUCAAAGGAGGAGGAAACGCAUGCGUCCGAAGAAGACACAUACUUCUAAGAGGAGAACAUUUCAAAAUAUUUAAGAACUGACGAUGUAAUUUUCUGUCGGUUUUUUUUUACCCUAUUUUAACCAAGAUGAUACUCGUUUCAAAUUUCACUUUCCUCGGCAAUCCAUUGUGUCUAUCUGACUAUUUUUCGUGAUUGGAAGAGCUCCUAUACAGUGCAUGAUAACUAAGGUAAGAAACUCACUUAUGUACAUAAUUUUGCUUCAUUUCUUUCGUUUGAAAAACGACUGAUUCUUCCGUAUUUGAUUUAUAACGUAGUAAAUGACUCAAAAUCUAAGGCGUCAAAACUUAUGGAAGUACGAAAUUACAGAAUAUGGGAAAACCAUUUGGUUAAAGCGGCGAUGCAAUCGAUUACACCUUUAGAGCCUGAUUCUCUGUUUAUGGGCCCGUUUGGCAAAAGUCCCUUUGGCAACUCGUACAGAAUGAUCAGCUCUUUUCCUGCUUAUCAGUGUUAACAUUCAAAAUAGAUACCUUACGCACCAGUCACCUAAGGGGGGAGAGGGUGAAAGAUUUUGGAGGGGGGGUUGAAUGGUUUUCAGGGAAAACGGAGGGAAAUCGGUCGUCGCCAACGGCGUAUUAAAGGGGGACAACAGAAUAUUUACUGCCAAUGAGAGGGGGGGGAAUCAGAUAAAUUUUUGGCGAUACAACCCAUAUACUAACCGGUCCCUAAUUGUAAACGUAUGUAAAAACUAGUCUUGUACCGCGAUCUUCCAUGGCCAAUUACACGGUAGGAUCUGGGUACAAGUUGAAGUGUGAACGUAUAUGUGGAAUUUUUCAAAAAUGUAAAGAUUUUGUCAGAAUUUCCAGCGUAACCAUCGCUACAAAGGAAAGGAAGAAAUAUUUAAAAUACUAAUAAUCAAAGUAAGUAUUAUCAAUAAUUUUAGCAUUUAGAUAAUGUUAAUAUUUUAUGUAAGAGUUAUAAAUAUAUCAAUAUUUUAAGUAACGCCGGAAUUAGUAAUUAUAACAACGCUAGUUUUGUGUAUGUCGUUGAUUAAAAACUAUUAAAGAAAAAAGGCAUAACUUGCAACUCAUUAAGGUCUCAUGGGAACUUCUCAGUUUAUCGCCUGCUAACGCUGCAUUGUAGAUUAAAGACAAACGGGAUUUUUUACGAUAAUUUAUAACUUUUACAACGGCGUUUGACAAUUUUUUC
Stylophora pistillata is the source of this 2844-nucleotide messenger RNA. RefSeq lists its product as uncharacterized. The record is from RefSeq and is a predicted model, not a curated record. Lineage: Eukaryota; Metazoa; Cnidaria; Anthozoa; Scleractinia; Pocilloporidae.